Messenger RNA from Spinacia oleracea (spinach), 952 nucleotides. RefSeq lists its product as uncharacterized. Lineage: Eukaryota; Viridiplantae; Streptophyta; Magnoliopsida; Caryophyllales; Amaranthaceae. The coding region runs from base 64 to 534 and encodes 156 amino acids. The transcript has 2 exons. The record is from RefSeq and is a predicted model, not a curated record.
CUUACUCCGCAUCCCCCAACUCAGGUACCUCCCCUGCCACCGUGGCCCAUUCAAAUCAAGCUGAUGAGUGAGGAGGAAGGUGACACAGGAGUGAUCUACAUGUUGUUUCCAACUGAUCCUUUUAAUCUAGUUUACGGGGAGUAUGCAAGGCGAUUGGGUGCGAAUGCAAAUCAAAUUGCUGUUUUCCGCCUCAAUGGGUCGGUGGUUCCAUCGGGUCUGUUGACUUGCCAACUGAACCUCCAUGACGGACAGACCUUGGUGGUACGAGGCCUUGUUCAGGGCUUGAAUGUAAAUACCCACAUGUGUACCUUUUUCGUGAGGGCCAUGGUGGAUUGGUAUCCAGGUUGGUUUGUGAAAGCCGCGUUCAACGCACCUCUUUGGACUGUAUUUUACGAUUGGGCUAUCCUACUUGGUGUGCAGCCUGCCAUGGUUAAGAUGUUCCGGAACUUUGACCAGCUAGACAAGAACCUCACGAUACGUGGGGCAGGUAUUCAGAAUUGGUGUACGUUGUUUGCAUGUCUCGAACAAGAUUGAUAGGCUUGGUGAGGGUGGAUUGAAUGGGAUGCACCUCUUUUUCAAAACAUAUUUUGGUUUUUGGUUAAAGAUCUAAAAAGUCAACCUACUUCACCCCUAUUGGUGUUUUGUUGCACCAAUUAAAUAUUUUGGACUACAAUCGGAAGACGGGGUUCAGUUGAUGUUCUAUGGCGACGCAUACAACUUGAAAUUGAUAUGAUUUGCAACUUUACUUUGCAAUUGCCAUGGAUCCUUUUGUUUAGCAACACCUAUUGGUUAACAACACCUUUCAUUUGUAAAACUAGUGGUUUACAUGUAUUAAGUAUGAGUAAAACAUCAUACUUAAUAAAUGAAAAUUAUUUUGAUGGUUUUUAGUAAACUGAUUUAUAUGUAUUGAUUAUGAUUAAGCAACCAUGACGUAUGUUAAUGUGUUGUAAGA